AUAAUAAAUAAAUAUCUGCUUCUAAUUGUUUAUUUUCCGUUCAACAUUCUCAUUCCUGUUAACUCAAGCUAUAAGGAAAGCAAAAACCAGCAGUAUAUAUGGGCCCACUCGUGUUAACUCAGCUAGCCACCGGGUUCGGCGUGUUAGCCGGCGCACUUAUCGUGAAACAAGUGAUUGACGAAAACACGACUAUGGGUUCCAGAUGCUCCACUUGCAACGGCUCCGGGCGUUCCACCUGUCUCUGCAAGCGCUGGUCGGAUGGUGACAUUGGUUGCCGGACUUGUGCCGGUUCCGGUCGGAUGGCCUGUAGUAGCUGCGGUGGAACAGGGACCGGCCGCCCCAUUCCGGUUCGGAUAUCGGUUCCUCCACCCAAUUACAACCGGCCUUCCUGAAAGACAAUGUUACCGGAUUGGUAUAUGCAAUCUUACACUUAGCUUAUAUAUAUAACUUCCGUUGUUACAUAAUUAAUUUGUAUUAAUCAACGAUUUUGCCUCUAUCCAUCUGUCUUCUUUCUUUUUUUACAUUUUUUUAAAAAGUAGAAUGUGAUGUGUUAUGAGAAUAUUAACAGAAAAUGGCAUGCAUGUGGGCUAUAAAUUAAAGGCUGGACGGUUGCAGUGUCUUAUAA
Messenger RNA from Erythranthe guttata (spotted monkey flower), 625 nucleotides. RefSeq lists its product as uncharacterized. Lineage: Eukaryota; Viridiplantae; Streptophyta; Magnoliopsida; Lamiales; Phrymaceae. The record is from RefSeq and is a predicted model, not a curated record.